Molecule: messenger RNA, 4014 nt
Organism: Nymphalis io (European peacock)
Lineage: Eukaryota; Metazoa; Arthropoda; Insecta; Lepidoptera; Nymphalidae
Product: gem-associated protein 5-like
Exons: 18
Coding region: 57-3755 (1232 amino acids)
Molecular function (GO): protein binding
Source: RefSeq, a predicted model, not a curated record
CUUUGUUCUUUGCUUAUACCGGCUUAAAUAAAAUAAACUGUUAUAUUUUUAAAAAUAUGGAUGAAACGAUAUUAUUUCCGUCACCUAAUUGGUUCCAAGUUUCUGGAUUUGCAGUGUCAAAAGAUGGUUGGUUAGUUUAUGGGGGCCCAACAAGCAACAGCUUGUGUAUUGUAAAACCUCAAGAAGGAAUUCUACAGAAAAACACAUCUUAUCAAACUCAAUAUGUCUGUAAAGCACACAAAGGAAAAAUAGUAAGCGUGGACAUAUCAAGGGAAUGGCCUGAAAAAAAACUAAUAUUAACUGGGGGUGUUGAUGGCAUUGUUAAACAGUGGGAUGUUGAUCAGUUUGAUAAAAAUGGCAAAAUUAAAUCAACUCAUUCUCAUGCUAUUCACAAAAAUGAAAAAGAGGAAGUGGUUGGUGUUGCUUACAGUAGUGAACCAUUUGCAGUAACUGUUGGUAGUUUUGGGAAUGUUGUGAAAUGGGAUCUUAAUACAAAUAUUGCUAAAAAUUAUAAUAAUUUCCUCAAAACUUUUAAACCAAGUUGUGUUGCUUGCUCACCUCACAUUCCAUUAAAUGUAGCCAUCGGUACCAAACAAGGAGUCAUUUUUGUUUUAGAUUUAAAUAAUCAUGGGAAAAUCAUAUACAAAAUUAGAGGGCAGGACGAUGAAGUUAUCAAUAUAUCAUGGUGUCCACAAUAUAAAAUCAUAAUCAGAAGAUCUUUCGAUGCUUCUUCAAUAAAGAAAUCUACUGCAACAGAGAGAUUAGAAAAGAUAAAAUCAGAAGUUGAAAAAGCUGAUGUAAAUUUAAACAAUUCAGCUAUUGCCAAGAACCUACCAGAAGACAGUUUCGAUGACACAAUUGUUCAGGAAGAUGAUAUGUUUGAUAUAUACAAAGAUCACGAAGCAGAUGAGUUUGGUCACAAAAAGUUUGAACCAAAAAAUAUAAUAGUUAAAGUUAAAGAAGAGAAGGAGAGUGAGGACUUUUUAACAGAAUGUCUAAAGCUCAAAGAAGAUAUAUUAAAAAAGAAAAGUGAACUGGAACCAACAAUAGCUAAUCUGGUUGAUGCUUUAGAUAAAACACAUGUAGAUAGUGAUAUUUCAGAUUCAGAAGAAAAAGAGAAUGAUACUAAAGAAUCACCUUCAGGGGAUGAAAAAGAAACGCAAACAAAACUAUUAGGUGAUUCUACCAUACACACAUACAGACAUCUUUUAGCAACUAUUGGAAAAUAUGGUGGCGUCCGGAUAUGGUCUAAAACAGGCAAAAUUGUGGGUAGCUGUGCUGUACCAAAUUCAGUAAAUAAGAAUCAGAGAAAUAAGAGACCGAAUCCAAAUUCAAACUCCUUAUUGUGGUACAAACCUGAUGUUCUCCUUAUUGCUGAUGGAAAGAGUCAGCUAUUGCAGUGUAAUCCAUUAAAAGUUGACUGUAAGAACAAACUUGAGUGGAGUGUGCUGCACACUUUCCAUAAACGCGGCUUAUUUUGUAUCGCGACAGAUGCUCCGCGCGUUCAGUCGGAGGAUCAGCCAAGCGAUCGGUCACAGGACGAUUGGAAAGUAUGGACGGUCGCGCAGGAUCGGAAUAUGGUGUGUUAUUCUUUUGAGAAAAAACAAAAACUUGCCACGUACAAUACAUGUGGAAAUUUUAUAUAUACGUUGCAAAGUUGUCCGUAUGAUGCGAAAAAAAUAGCAGUGAGUGUAGGGGAUGGCGCUGUACGUGUGUGGGAAUCUGAUUUAUGCGAGGAGGAUGGAUUAAAACUGUCUUUAGAAAAUGUUUUGUUAUUUUGGCGGAACGUCCAGGGAAAAGUGUUAACUUCUAUGUGGCAUCCGACUAAGGAAAACUUAUUAGCAUUCGCUACAGCUGAAUCGAGGAUUGGUAUAAUAGAUUCAAGUAAAUGUGAACGACCUGCCAAAAAUUUAUUACCGGGUGUUGGCGGGGCAAUAUAUUCUCUAAGUUGGGGAGACGAGUUUGAUCUGUAUGCUUGUGGUAGCGGUAAUUUGGUGUUGUAUCACACUGACGAGCCUGAACAAGCUCCAGAAGCAAUAGAGGUAGAGUUUGAAGGUAAAAAGUUUCAAUUCAGCUCAGUGGUUUGGUAUCCGAUGGGUCUGGUGUGUGGUAGUUGUAAUGGCGCCGUUGCUGUUCUGAACCCGGUAACCCAUGAGCUUGUCACUGUGGCCUAUGUUUUCAGCAAAAUGAUUCACAUUACCGCUUGGCAUCCACAACAGACGUCUAGUUCUAGUGAAGAAUCUCCAUACAAAAAUUUAAUAGCUGUUUCAUCAUUGGAUAAGGAAAGCUUUAUCGCUGUACUCGAAUAUACUGACAAAGGAGAUGGUCCUAAACUACAUCCUUGGAAAAAUCUCAAUGGUCACCUGGAACCAGUAUGCCAAGUGUCAUGGAAUCCACACAAGGAUGGUCUUCUUUUGUCCACUUCAUACGAUAGCACAGUCCGAGUAUGGGAUGUACCGGAAGGCAAAUGUAUCGCCAUUUUCAAUGGGCACUAUAAUGCUUCGUUUUGUGCAUGCUGGAGUGCGUUUCCACAACUUCCGUCUACUAUAAUGUCUGGUGGAGCGGAUUGCUGUUUAAGACUGUGGAAGUAUGAAAACUAUCCACCGGAAGCUUAUUCAGAAAUCAACCAUGAAAUAACGUUAAAAGAGAAAAGGAAAGAGAGGAAAGAGAAAAAAAAAGAAGAAAAGAAAUCAGCAGAAAUAGCAGCAGAAGAAAAAAGUACUGAUGAUGAAUUAACAGACGGACUAAUCGCAACAAAUGUGGAUGUUAAUGCGAGAACAAAAGUGUCAAAACGAUUCCUGCUACCAACGAUACAUCGACAAAUGACUCUCUGUACCACAAUACAAACUGUUCAAAAGUUUGCGGAAAAAUUUAUUUUACAAUCUGAUAAUGUACAAUCAAAUGUUGAAUUGCAAUCACCCGAUCAAUGUGAAGGGAAAAGUGAAUUGAAUGUUGUCAAAGAGGAGAAAGUUGAGGAUGUAGAUUUCACUAAUAUGUUUGGUAGCACAAACGAUAUCAACAAUCUGCUUGAUAUGGAGAUGCGAAAACACAUUGAGAAUGACAGAUUCGAGGCAAUGAUUAUGUUAUCGAUGUUCCGCGGUCAUAUCGACUCGAUGAUCCAGUUGGCGACGCAGAGGGACGCACUCUGUCCGUUUCUGGUCAGCCUGUCGCCGUGUGUGUCCUUCAAAUAUUGGAAAACUGUAACACAGCUGUAUUUGGCUCAAAUUGAAAGGCUUAUAGCUAAAUCAGAACAAAAAAAGUUAUGGGAAAAUAGGCACUACGGCGGUCAAAUUUACCGAAAAGUGGCGCUACUGCUUAGCAUACACGACGUGAAGGGUGCUGUUACAGCACUUACGGACGCUAAGCUAUACAAGGAGGCCUACAUACUUUCUAAGGCUAGGCAUAUGGAUAGUAUAGCUGAGGAAACAUUAAAAAUGUGGACGGCAGAGUGUUCAUACUCAGGAUAUAUAAACAUGACUGCUAUUUGUUACCUUGGCUUAGGAGAUGUGUACAAUGCAGCUGUGACUUUAGCUAAGUCAAAUGAUCAAGAGACUCUCAGUUUAGCCGCAAAGCUCGCUAAGGUCGCUGGACAACCGACAUACGCUAACCACAUUGAAGAUAAACGAUCUCAAAUCCAAAGCGAAACGCAGGAAAAAGAAGCCGAGGAUUUAAAAACACUGCCUUUUAAAAUAGAUCUGUUGAUGAAAAAUGUCGAAAUAACAAAUGAAAAUGAUAUUAAGUCCAAUGAAGAGUAACAAAUUAUAACAAGGCGUAUGCAUGCAUGUUAGAAAAUUAUUUUACUAAAAUAUUGUUUAUUAGUUAAUGUGAUCUUACUAAAUUCUUAAUUAAAUUAGAAUUUUAUUUAGAAGAUCAUUAAACGUUAUAAGAGUAUUUUUUUAGUUAAAUAUUCCACAUGGAUUUGUUUUAAAAACAAUUUCACUCAAGUAUAAACAAAAACAUAUAUUAAUAGGACAAAAUGUGUUGUACUUCUAUUUAAAUACUUCCUACUUUGAU